Zea mays is the source of this 609-nucleotide messenger RNA. RefSeq lists its product as uncharacterized. Lineage: Eukaryota; Viridiplantae; Streptophyta; Magnoliopsida; Poales; Poaceae. The record is from RefSeq and is a predicted model, not a curated record.
AUGGGAGCGUGCGCGACGAAGCCGGGCGACCUCAAGGUCAAGGGCGAGGCGCCGCUGGUCGUGGAGGACGCCGUGGCGGCCGCGGCCGAGAAGGCGAAGGCCGACGGGAUCCCGGUGGCCGCCGCCGUUGUCGACCAGAGUGAUGUCAGCCGCCGGAGGUCCCUCAGCGACCUACUCAAACGGGACGCGGAGGCCAGCGAUGGGAAGGCCGGCCACCAAGAGGCAGAGAAGGUCGUGGUUGGGGAGCCGGCGAGUGCUGUCGGGGAAACGAUGGGACCACCGCAAGCACCGGUCCAGGCCUCGGUCGCAGCCGAGCAGGACGACACGGCCGAAGAACCGGAGGAUGGUCUUCCGAGUGGCGACGCGCAUGCGGCGGAAGAAGAGAAGCGAGUGGAUCCUGAAUCAGUGCAAGCUGCUGUCGCUGCUGAUGCCCCAAAAAGUUCUGAGGAAAGCGAGGCUGCUAAUGACGACGAUGACGCCUCUGCCUGAACUCAAAAAUGGGACUUCGGCACGUUGUGUUGUCAUUGAUUCUUCGUUCUUUGAUGGCGCGAGAUUGGUAGCAAGGUUGCUGCUGCUCUGGAACAUUGGGAAACGCUGCUGUCUUGCUCC